AUUAAUACCCUCAGUCACCCCUUGAGGUGUUUUAAGUACAAAAAUGAAAUAUUAAUAGCAAAACAUAGCUGAAAUAAUGCGUGACAGACGGGAUAGGGACCGGGAUAGAGAUCGUGAGAGAGAACGGGAUCGGGAUCGAAACCGUGACAGAGAUCGAGAAAGGGAACGCGAACGCGAGCGCUACCGCUCUAAGUCUAAAUCCCCCUUGCGCAGCAGCAGAAACAGAUCCAAGUCCAAAAAGAAAAAGUCUAAGAAGUCGAAAAAAUAUAGACACAGCCGCAGCAGCAGCCGUAGUUCAUCUCGUAGCACAACACCGGAGAGUUCACGCAGCAGCUCAAGAAGCCGGCAGAGCAAAAGCCGAGACUAUGAAUACGAUUCUCGCAAAUCAAAAUCCAGAUCCGAGUCCCAGCGCACAAUACGAGCAACCAGUUCGGAGACCACAUCCCACCAGGCCACCGCAUCAACCUCAACAUCAAUUGUGUCCACGUCGUCCAUUAAAGCCAUCGACUUGCUGGAUUCCAAAGUGCAAAAAGCGCUAGAAACUAUUGAUGAGGACGCAUUUAAGCCUUCUGCAUUCUUCAGCAGCCGUGAUCGCGAAGCUGCAGACAAGGACAAAGUAGUUAUUGAUUUAAAUAAGGAAACAGUAACCGUACCCAAGCCAGCGGAAGCCCAACCCCCAAAGGAAGAUGAGAUAUUUCAUCCAAAUUUUUUGGGUGAUUCUGAACUGAAAGCAGAGAAGUGGCUGCGCAAGCUUUACAAUUAUAGACGAAAGUACAUUUAGCAGUUGCAGACCACAUUCUAUUUAAGAACAAUAAAGCUUAAGAGCAUAUUCAUCUAAAAAA
Messenger RNA from Drosophila innubila, 842 nucleotides. RefSeq names its product serine/threonine-protein kinase fray2. Bases 77 to 781 code for a protein of 234 amino acids. The record is from RefSeq and is a predicted model, not a curated record. NCBI's taxonomy places the organism in Eukaryota, Metazoa, Arthropoda, Insecta, Diptera, Drosophilidae. The transcript is spliced from 2 exons.